Clupea harengus (Atlantic herring) is the source of this 2411-nucleotide messenger RNA. Its product is annotated as cell cycle control protein 50A-like. Lineage: Eukaryota; Metazoa; Chordata; Actinopteri; Clupeiformes; Clupeidae. The record is from RefSeq and is a predicted model, not a curated record. Gene Ontology annotation, cellular component: plasma membrane; endoplasmic reticulum; Golgi apparatus. Gene Ontology annotation, biological process: phospholipid translocation.
AACCUCUGAUGUCAUUACGUAAUAGACGCCUAUGUGGUUGGCUAGCAAUUUCCUGUCGCUCCUGCCCAACUAGCGGGCUAACAACAACACAAGUGACUAGCAAUCGAGGCGAAAUUAUCAAUCGUUUAAAUUUUCUUUAUACCCAACAUCGAUGUAACAUUUCAUGCCAUCACUGUUUUAAGACUUAGCUAGUUAGUACGCUUGCUUACUUGUUAGACCAAGUAAGUAAACGUUAGCUAACUGUUAGCGUUUCUAUCAGAAGACUGCAGUCAGAAAUUUUCUACUGCAGUUAUGAUGGCGUCAAGCUACAACGCAAAGGAGGAAGACGGACAUCACUCUGGGGCCUCUGGACCAGGUGGAGCUGCAGCGAAAAGCAAAAAGCCCGAUAAUACAGCUUUCAAGCAGCAACGAUUGCCAGCUUGGCAACCGAUUCUUACAGCAGGCACCGUUCUUCCUGCAUUCUUCGUAAUCGGUCUUAUAUUCAUUCCUAUCGGAAUCGGUCUCUAUGUCACGUCAAAUAACAUCAAGGAAUUCGAGAUUGAUUACACGGGGAUUGACAUGUCCAGUCCCUGUUUCAACUGUUCUCAGAACUUCAGCUGGAAUAGCACUAAACCAUGUAAAUGUUCUCUUCCCUUUUCGCUGGACCAACCGUUCGAGAGUAAUGUCUUCGUGUAUUAUGGCCUGUCAAACUUCUACCAAAACCAUCGCCGUUAUGUGAAGUCCAGAGAUGACAGCCAGCUCAACGGAGACCUUUUCUCUCUCACGCAUCCUAGCAAGGAAUGUGAGCCCUACCGUACUGGCAGUGACAAUAAGCCAAUUGCCCCAUGUGGUGCUAUCGCAAACAGCAUGUUUAAUGACACUCUGGAGUUGUAUUACAUCGACCCUAAUGAAACCAGAACACUAAUCCCCCUGGUGAAGAAAGGGAUUGCCUGGUGGACAGACAAACAUGUGAAGUUCAGGAAUCCUGGAGGCAACAACUCCAACCUCACGGCCAGUUUCCAAGGUAACUCUAAGCCUGUGAACUGGAAUAAACCAGCUUAUGAGCUGGAUGCUGAUCCAGAGAACAACGGCUUCAUCAAUGAGGACUUCAUUGUCUGGAUGCGUACAGCCGCGCUCCCCACUUUCCGCAAGCUGUACCGCAUCAUCCAGAGGAAAAACAACAUGACUCCCACACUGCCCCGUGGAAACUACACCUUGGAGGUCACCUACAAUUACCCUGUACGCAGCUUCGAGGGCCGCAAGCGCAUGAUCCUCAGCACCAUCUCCUGGAUGGGAGGAAAGAACCCCUUCCUGGGCAUAGCUUACAUCACUGUGGGCUCUGUCUGUUUCUUCCUGGGCGUGGUCCUGCUCAUCAUCCACCAUAAAUACGGCAACCGCAGCAACAACUCUGACAUCCCCAACUAGAACGCUUCAUCGUUUUAACAACAUUAGUGUUCUGCAUGUUUGUCUGGCUGAGGGCAUGGUGAAGAAAGACUGUUGUUAUGCAAGCUUUUGCCAUUGUGCGUGUGUGUAUGAGUAAGCUUAUGCCAUUGUGCGUGUGUGUAUGUGUAAGCUUAUGCCGUUGUGUGUGUGUGUGUGUGCGCAUGUGUGUGCGCGUGCACGCUAUUUGGGUUGUCUGCUUGUGUAUGUAAGUUGAUUGGAUGUCAGAGGACUAAGAAAUAGUUUAACUUGGAAGUGUAUUUAUUUUUAUUCUGAUUAUUGCAUUAUGGUGUAUUUUGCUAAUGUCGUAUGCUUGGAAGGAAAUGCUAGGACCUCCCCUCUGAUAUUGUGCUGAUUUUUACUACUGAUUGGAAUGCUCUAUGUCAAAAACAAAGCAGGUUAUUUACAAGGGUUAUUUAAGAUAUUGCCACUAUGAGAAUGUUAUAUUUGGAUCUUCUUACUGGUGUUCGCAACAAGAGAUGUGCGCAGUUGAAGUUAUUUUGUGCUAUAUGAAUACAUGUUACAUUGUCAGUUUACAGUAUAUACACAGCAAUGGUCAGCUGGGCCUUUGUUAUCAUCCUUCGGAGAUUGGUUUUAUUACUUUGUACAUUUUUUUAUAAGUCACAAGCUGUUACUCUGAUUGCGUGGGUGUACAUAGAGUUAAUUAGGUUUGUUUUAUGUUAAGGGUCCCCAAAGAGAUGUAUGAUUUAUAUAAAUAUUUUCAAAGUAGAAAGAGACUUUAAAAUCAGAAAGAUCAUUUGAAAUUGAAGGUCUCGCAUGAAGAUUACGUGCCCUUUUAUGUUUAUUUUAUAUUUUUUUUCUCUUCACAAAAGGGCCAGGGCCUAGUUUUUACUUUUCACAAACAUUUUUGCACUUUCUGAAUUGCCAUAGAAUUAUUUUACUCAGUAGGCUGACCGUAAAAAAAAAUGUCUGUUACAUCAGUGUGCAAAUUAACCUUUAUGUCGUAACACAAAUAAAACACAACGGAAUAA